Molecule: messenger RNA, 519 nt
Organism: Oryza brachyantha (malo sina)
Lineage: Eukaryota; Viridiplantae; Streptophyta; Magnoliopsida; Poales; Poaceae
Product: zinc finger protein ZAT5-like
Exons: 1
Coding region: 1-519 (172 amino acids)
Source: RefSeq, a predicted model, not a curated record
AUGGCGAGCGGGCAGCGUGCGGGCGAGGGGAGGAGCGGCGGCGGCAGCAUGGUGCCUGCGGCGCGCGUCGAGUACUUCGAGUGCAGGACGUGCAACAGGAGGUUCCUGUCGUUCCAGGCGCUGGGCGGGCACCGGACGGGGCACACGCGGCUGGAGGCGCGGCUGCGGCAGGAGGAGCGCGGAGGCGGAGCAGCAGCAGCAGCAGCCGCCGCCGCCGCGGCGGCGGAGGCGAGGGCGAGGGCCAGCCGGCAGGCCGCGCAGCAGUGGCACUCGUGCACGGUGUGCGGGCUCGAGUUCCGCCAGGGGCAGGCUCUCGGCGGGCACAUGCGACGCCACAGGGAGGAGGGCGCGGCGCCGGCGCCGCCGGCUGCCGUGGGGGCCGCCGGCGGCGAGGAGGAGCAGCCGGAGAUGCUCGACCUGAACAACGCGCUGGUUGCGGCGGAGGCCGGCGGUGAAGGCGAUCAUCCGGAGGUCGAGCGCACGGAAUCGGAGCCCCGUCUUCUUAAUCUGCUUGUCUAG